This is a messenger RNA of Scophthalmus maximus (turbot), 3570 nucleotides long. RefSeq names its product DENN domain-containing protein 11-like. The coding region runs from base 319 to 1797 and encodes 492 amino acids. The transcript has 9 exons. NCBI's taxonomy places the organism in Eukaryota, Metazoa, Chordata, Actinopteri, Pleuronectiformes, Scophthalmidae. The record is from RefSeq and is a predicted model, not a curated record. Gene Ontology annotation, cellular component: cytoplasm.
ACAGCGAUUCUUAGUCAAGGUACUGUGACAGUGGCUGCUGAAUUGUUUUGAAUGCAACUCACAUUAGACGAAGGAGUAGCUUUCUCUGAACGGCAUCAAUUUAUGAUCACAUUGGACAAGAACGAUUUUAAAGCUGGGUGUUAAAAGCCGCUCCGCAAUACGUUCAAUUCUGGUGCCGAAUGCAACCGUUCUGAACAGUUCAGAAUAAUGCGGGAAUUGUUCUGAACAGUGGUUAUCCGCGGAUGGACCUGGCGCCUGUCGCGCUGAGACAUCAUUUACAAUCCGCGGCGACACUGACGAGGCGGCACCGCCGACAGGAUGGUGGAGCGGUCGGACCGAGCCCCUCUGCUGGACUGGGAGGAGGUUCCGGCUCCAGCGCCGGUCCCCGCUAAGGACCGACUGUCGAGCCCCUCCAACAGCCGCGCCAUAUCGGGAUGCCCCGCGCCGGUGUUUGGGUGGAGCAGCGGUCCGGGGGGUCCCGCUCCCUGCAGGUCUGUCCCCGGCUCAGACGGCUGCAGCACCCCGCCCACGACCUCCAGCACCCCGGCGGGCGCGGACGAAGGGCCGCGUCCCGACGAGCAGCAGCAUCUGUCGGAUUCGGCACCGGGGGAGGUGUCGCUGGAGGACAGGAUGGUGAAAUGGGAGGAAACGGACCAGAUUGUGUCGGUGUUUGUGGUCACAUUCAACACCAGAUCAGGAAACAUGCUGGAGUGGUGUUUGCCCAAAGACAUGGACCUUGAUGGCGUGGAGUUCAAAGCCAUCGCCAGCGGCUCCCACCGAGUCACCACAGACUUUAUCUACUUCCGGAAGGGCUGCUACUUCGGCCUCGCCUGUUUUGCCAACAUGGCGGUGGAGAGCAAGGUGGAGAGGGGGGCGAGGAUGAAGUCGGUAGGGAUCCUGUCUCCUUCCUACACCCUGCUCUACCGCUACAUGAGCUUCCUGGAGCACCAGGUCAGGCUCCAACUGCAGUCCCCAGGCCACUACUCCCCUCUGGAGGCCUUUUAUGAGGACAAGCGAGCACUCCUGCCCCCCAGUGGAGAUGUUGUUAUUGCAUGUCCAGCCACUGCAUGGGGAGCUGCAAUCAACCACAGCAUGCACCCUGAGAUGAAGAUCACGCACCCGGCGGGCUGCAUGUCCCAGUUCAUCCGAUUCUUCGGCGAGCAGAUCAUGGUGCUGUGGAAACUCGCCCUCCUCCGCAGACGCAUCCUCAUCUUCUCCCCUCCCCCCGUGGGCGUGGUCUGCUACAGGGUGUACUGCUGCUGUUGCCUGGCCAACAUCUCCAUCCCCGGGGUCAGCGCGGCCGUGCCGGAGUUCCGCCCCUUCUUCUACGUUAACGUGGCCGAUAUCAGCGCCCUGGAGAACGAGCUCUCCUAUGUAGCGUGCACCACUGAGAAGAUCUUUGAGGAGAAGAAGGACCUCUACGAUGUGUAUGUCGACAAUCAGAAUGUAAAAACCUGCAGAGAUGGCCUGAAGCCUCUGCUCCGCCUCACUACCACAGACCGGGAGAAAUAUCGCAAGCUCACAGAGCAGAGGCAGAUGUUGCUGUACUCCCAGGAGGAGAAUGGAGACUGUGUGUCUAGUGAAGAGGAUCUCUUUAUUCUGUUUUUCCUGGAGCAGAACAACCGAAUUUUCCAGACCCUGAGCGAGGUGGCAGGAAGCCCCGACCCCACCCUGACGCAGGAGAGCGUGAGGGCCAUGGGUCUGGACCCUCACGGGGACCGGCUCUUCCUGCUCCACCUGCUGGAGAUCUACGGCUACGACACCCUGUUGGUGUCGGAACAGCUCUGCUGCAGCUGAGAGACACCAGACGGGCUUAACUUUUUUUCUGCUUUUCAUCAUUGCUGGUUUUAAAAAGGGAGUUGAUAUGCCUCGCGACAACUCCACGUGCCGCACUACUGGCUUCGUCCUGGGGUCUUCAGGACUGAUGAAGCCUCCAUAAAUGUCUCUGGUUUAACUUAUUUUGUGUGUCCUGUUGUUCACCGUGGUCCUGCGCCCUCACAACCUGAUGACGAGAGCAACGAUGACGGGUCAACUCUCGAGAGUAACGUGGUCAGUUCUGCUUGGAGAUGAACUCACUGCUGAGACAGUUUUCUCACACCACCGAAGGAAUAAUUCCUCAUGGGGAAGGUACAGCACUCCGACAUUUAAUUUGAAGGACGGAGCAGAAGACGUCUUUUGAAAUGAAGAUACUGGUUUGGAGAUAUUCAGUGAAUAAAACGUGCACUGAUGAUUGAUGUAUGAAAGUGAAAGAGAGGCAGCUGUAAAUAACUCUGUGUAAAAUGUGUCUGCGUAUGUGUGAUACGGAGUCCACUUCCCCGCUGUGUUGCUAACCUUAAUAUCAAGUGCUGGAUUUUAAACAUCCCAUUUUAAGCCUCUAUAUCCAAAUCAGGGCCUCACUCCUUGAAAUGUGUAAUUACCAGCAGGUCAAACCGCCUUUGUCUUCGAGGACCAUGUCUGUAACCACUGCUGUUCAAGUGGAUAAGUGACCAAUUAAUGGAUUUGGCCUAUCCGGUGUUUCUGUUUAAUGUCAAGAAAUUUGGGCCUGUGCUGAAACCAAAAUUCAGAUUUUCUAAUGAUGGCCAACAGGCAGGUAGAAUGGCUUCUACGCACUCUGAUCGUCAGCUGGGCCUGCAGUUCAGAAUAAGCCGUCAAUAAGUCAGAACAAUGUUUAGCAUUUCAUGUUUUUUUCUCAAAAACUUGUUGCUUUUUCAGCUUAACAAGAUUCUCCCAGUUCGCUGAGACAACUUUUUUUUCCAACAGCCAACUACAGAAGAGAUUUGAGACGGAGGAGGCUUACACAGUUGUUUACCUUUUUAGCUGUGCAUAAUUUUGAUGAACACUCCAGCAGCAUAUUUUUUAAGUCCUUAAAGAGCAAAAGUGGAGGGUUUUUCAUCGUGUUGUUGAUACAGGAGGUAUCGCGACUUAAACAUGAGAUCACAUGUUUCUUUGUCAUUGGGAAAUGAAACAAGAGACUCCGAGGUGGCGGAAGUGAUAUUUUUUUAUAAUAACUAUCGAAUGACAAUGUGAAAACAGUGUGGCAAUGUGAAAGGGGGGACACCCAAAACCCACAGAACGAUCACCUAAAUCAGCUUCCUACUGUAGUUUCAGUACAGUGUUUAGCUCGGCCCUAAACUUUAAGGUGUUGGUGUCACCGCUUUCAUAGCCUUGUUUUCAGCUGCAGCACUUUUAAUCAAAACCUGUGGAAACCCACCUGGACCACCGGCUCGGCACUAAACACCCAACCAGCUCUGUUAGCAACUAGCUGGUGAAUGUAGUGUUGCAUUUAUGAGCUAAAGCAUAGAUUUUAAUGCUAUAUUCACAGCUUGUUUCCUCUACUACACCCAAGUGUUAUUGCAGUUUUAAAAGUUCACUGACAUUUCUUUGACCACUAGGGGGCACGAGAGCUUAAAAUGACAGAUGGAGAUCUACUACUUUUUAAAUGGUAUAAACGCAUUAGCUGAGAAAUAGAAUUACACAUCCACUGGUCACUAGUUUGUCAAAACGAGCAACUCCUUUCACAUUACAUGUCAUUUGAGUCGAUGUUAAUAUAAAAACGACUUAUUGAUGCUG